Messenger RNA from Miscanthus lutarioriparius, 744 nucleotides. NCBI's taxonomy places the organism in Eukaryota, Viridiplantae, Streptophyta, Magnoliopsida, Poales, Poaceae. The record is from the annotation of a GenBank genome assembly.
AUGAAGCUUGUGAUCGCCUUCUUGGUGUUGUUCUCUCUCCUCGCCGUCUCCUCCGCCUCGGAGAAGUUCGAUUUCUUCUACCUUGUUCAACAGUGGCCGGGCUCGUUCUGCGACACGCGGCAGGGCUGCUGCUUCCCGGAUGACACGAAGCCGGCGGCGGCGUUCGGCAUCCACGGGCUGUGGCCCAACUACGCCAAGUGCCGUGGCCGCCAGGGCCUCGUCCGCGCGAUGCUCGGCGACGACGCCUUCCUCUCCACCGUGGGGCGGCGGGGCAAGUGCUGGCCGGAGUACUGCGACGACGGCAACGAGCUGAGCCCGUGGGAGAUCCGGGACCUGGUGGCGUCGCUGGACCGGAGCUGGCCGACGCUGUCGUGCAAGAACCGGCGCAGCUUCCAGUUCUGGAGCUACGAGUGGAAGAAGCACGGCACCUGCUCCAACCUGGAGCCGCACGACUACUUCGCUCGCGCGCUGGCGCUCAAGGCCAAGCACGACCUGGCGGAGAUCCUCGCGGACGCCGGGAUCGUGCCGUCGGACACCGAGACGUACCCGGUGAGCAGCGUCAGGGACGCCAUCGCGCAGGGGACCGGGUUCGUGGCCAACCUGGAGUGCAACCGCGACGCGGACGGCGAGGCGCAGCUGUUCCAGGUGUACCAGUGCGUGGACCGGGACGCCAAGGACCUCAUCGACUGCCCGCUCGCCAUGCCCACCAAGUGCACCGACCGGGUUAAGUUGCCUGUCUUCUGA